AUGGACACUCCAACCACCUCGGAUGCCGCUUCUACUGCAUCAUCAGCUGCCAACUCGAGUGUUGUGGCAUCUGAUCAGCCCACUUACACCACAGCCGGAACCAUAUACAAGCCAAGUUCAUCUCAACCUUUGCAGCCGCCUACUCGCCGCGGACGUCUGCCCAAGUGGUCGGCUUGUGGUAUUCCUUCCGAUCUUGCCCUCUUUCCGAAGACGGUGUUGGCAGGGCUGUCGCUAAAAGGUCCCAUAAGCCGUCCUCUCUCGGCGCUGCGGCAGUACACUCCUUUGCAGCAGAACUACGACCGGGCCGUAAGCCCCUUUGGCGAACAGGAUCACCUUGCUGCGAAGAUGCCGAUAGAUACGCCGCAAAUUCGCUCAGGGAACACUCCGAAGGCCCUCUCGGCUUCCUUGGGCGAACAAGAUAGCCAGGACAAAGUGGCGACACUUUAUCAGGACCAUCAUUCUGUCGACGAGAGCAGUGACAAUGACAUGGAUGACUGGGAUAAAGACUGCUUCAGGAGAAUUCCGACCCAGUCUUGGAAUAAUCUGGCUUCCUACCCAAAUCCCAGCCAGAAGCGUGCUCAGAUGAGGCUUAAGAUUGGAAAAGGGCUACGGCCACCUGCCUUGGACUCGGCUGCCAUGGGGACUACUGCUCCGACAAGUCCCCCGGCUGCGGCAUUGUACAAUUCACCGAUGGUGUCAAGCGAUGCGGGAGGCUACUCAUCUAAUACAGAUAACUAUGGGAAGCAAGAUAUCUUCAACCUGAGGCGGGCUCAGCUUGAUGCUGCGUUCAAAAUUGAGGAUCCAUGGGUCGAAAGAAAUGGCACACCAGCUCCUGCUUUACCAAACCCCGUAAAGCUCAAUUCGACUGGAGGCGAGUCUUCCAAGUCUUCGGAUAAGCUUGUCUCUGCGAGCGGUGUGCCGUUGCCAUUGACUGCUGGACCGCCAGGUCAGCGACAAUAUCGCCCCUUGGCCGUUGAGCCGACUUUCAAGUCGCUGGCAAAUGCAGGCCGCUCUUCACCUGUGAUGUCUAAUCCAGAGGAUGAAGCAGCAUUGAUGAUCGCAAGUCAGACUCUGUUCCAGGCUGGCAUCGAGGAUGUGUCCAUCGAUUCUCUGGGGUCCCUAUUAUCAGUUGCCACUUUGACUUCCUCGUCGCAGGCCAUCCCUAGGGAGGACCUCGGUCUGCAGCCGAGAAUGAAACCACCAACAAUUCCCACUGCCGAACAAGAGCUACUGUACAACUCUCGAGCAAUGAAAGGUUCCAUAGAGCGCAACAAACGUUGGGAUCAUAACGAAAAACUGAUCCAAAGCAAAAGUUGGCGGGACUCAUCUCCGGACGUGCGAGCUCUUUACAAACCUGGUACCGACCGGUUAACGGACGAAGCGUUGGCUGCCCGUAAUAAAAGGACCGAAGAAUUAUGGCACUCUGGGUCAAGGUCUAUAUUGAACCACGCCGAAGACGCAACCCUCAGAAGACGCCAGCCUCAGCAGGAUCGCAAUAUUGGAGUGAUUGGGGAUAAACGACCACGGGCUGUGCCUGUAAAAGUGUCAGAGAAAGUUUCGGUCGAGGAAGCACAACGAAUCGAUGUUUCAGAGCACGCAAGGUCGCUUUUGGAAAUGGCCAUACACGUUGUGGGUCGAUACCAGGACAAAAGGACAACCAACAAACCUCAGAAGACGUUCUAA
Pochonia chlamydosporia 170 is the source of this 1683-nucleotide messenger RNA. RefSeq lists its product as hypothetical. The record is from RefSeq and is a predicted model, not a curated record. Bases 1 to 1683 code for a protein of 560 amino acids. NCBI's taxonomy places the organism in Eukaryota, Fungi, Ascomycota, Sordariomycetes, Hypocreales, Clavicipitaceae. The transcript has a single exon.